This is a messenger RNA of Sphaeramia orbicularis (orbiculate cardinalfish), 2352 nucleotides long. RefSeq names its product endonuclease/exonuclease/phosphatase family domain containing 1 (gene eepd1). The transcript is spliced from 7 exons. The record is from RefSeq and is a predicted model, not a curated record. Gene Ontology annotation, molecular function: DNA binding. Gene Ontology annotation, cellular component: plasma membrane. Gene Ontology annotation, biological process: DNA repair. Lineage: Eukaryota; Metazoa; Chordata; Actinopteri; Kurtiformes; Apogonidae. The coding region runs from base 420 to 2090 and encodes 556 amino acids.
GUACUGAUGUGAUCACUGGCGUGUUUCUGUCAGAUCAGUGUGCGUGGAGGUCGACCUGUGAUCAGUCAGACUGCAGGUUGUAGAAGGGGUAAAGUUGAACCGCGGAGCCCGGGUAUCCAGCUCGUAUCUGUCUCAGCAGACCCACGGACAGGCUUCAUCCGAGUAGUGCGCAGGUGUGGGGAGUCCACGCAGCAUGUAGACUGGACCCACUGGAUCUGCUGCUGCUGUAUGGUGCGUAGCUCCGAUAUCAUUAAAAUGAACCAGGCUGUCCUGAAGCUGCUGUGUGUAUGUGUGUGACUGUCACUUCUCUGGCUUCCACGGUGCGUGUUUUUUGUUUUGUUUUUUUCUCCAGCGCGCCGUGGCCCUGCGCCUGCCUCCGUCCGCUGCGCUGAUCCGAGCCCCGGUGACCCGCAGGAGCCAUGGGUGGGAGUCUGGGCUGCCACCGCUCCAUCCCCAAGGACCCCACGGACUUCAGCUGCGGAAAGCGCAAAUUCAGCGCCGCGUGUAACUUCGGCCACAUCAUGGUGAACCAGGAGCGGCUGAACAUCAACACGGCCACGGAGGAGGAACUCAUGACUCUGCCGGGAGUCAACCGCACUGUUGCGCAGAACAUCGUGGAGUACCGGGACUGCAUAGGGGGCUUUAAGAAGGUGGAGGACCUGGCCCUGGUCAGCGGGAUCGGGGCCACUAAACUAGAGGUGAUCAAACUGGAAAUUUGUGUUUCCAGUCGGACCAGUUCCUCCCAGCAUUCCCCGUCCUCUCUGCGCAAAGACCUGGACUACCAGCCGUGCACCGGCAUGAACAUUAACACCGCCACCCCUGCGCAGCUCAUGAGCAUCCGAGGCAUCACGGAGAAAAUAGCCAAUAACAUCGUGGCCUACCGGACGGAACACGGCCCCUUCAAGAGCAUCGAGGACCUGGUCCGGGUGAACCACAUCAACAGCUCUCUCCUGGACAAGAUCCGCUUCCAGGUGUUCGUGGAACGCUCCAGGGCGCCGUCCACGAACACCAACGGGGGGCUGACCUGCACCACCAAGUCUCACCCCAGCCCGACUUCAUUCAGCCUCAAAAGCGACGACCUGGACCUCCCACCUGGAGGACCGACCCAGAUCAUCUCUGUGCGGCCCAACGUGGACCCUCCGCCCGGUCUACGGGACGGGAAGCCCGUGGUGCGAGUGGCCACCUGGAGCCUGCAGGGCUGCUCCUGCGAAAAGGCCAACAACCCGGGGGUCAAAGAGGUGGUGUGCAUGACCCUGCUGGAGAAUGACGUCAAGUUACUGGCCGUGCAGGACCUGCUGGACCAGGACGCUCUCGAUAAGUUCUGUGUCGAGUUGAACCAAGGAACACUGGCCAGCGUACGCAAGUGGAAGUGGCCUCGAGGGCUGUGGAAAAGCAUUGUAUCUGAAAAACCCACAGGACACUCCAACAAGGGAGUCAGCUACUGCGGCUUUCUGUGGGACAGCUCAUCCGGUAUUGACCUAAAGGACGCUGCAGUCCUGGAGUCUGCUGUUGUCAAUGGCAACGGGAAUCAUGGCUACCCAGGACUGUACCGCGCUCAGUUUUGUAUUGGCUCCUAUGACCUGAAGGUGAUAAACGUCCACAUGCAAACCACAUCUGCACCGGGAGAGUCCAACGGUAAGAACGGCAACACAGAUGACGCCAAGUGUCAACGCCUGUCCCCCAGAAUACAGGAAACACUCAAAGCCGAGAAGGAACUGGUGGUUCUGGGAAACUUCGGUUCACCUCCUCAAAGCUCAGAGCUGGACAUACUGAGAAAGGAGAAACUCUGUGCGCUGGUCCCAUCCACCCAGUUUACCAACAUCAGCACCCGUUCACCACAGGGCACCCGCUGUCUAGACAACAUCUGGCUGAGCCGGUCCCUCAAGAAGAUCUACACUGGUUACUGCUCCGUCGUGCGGGAGGGCUUGACCAACCCCUGGAUCCCAGACAACUGGUCGUGGGGCGGUGUUGCCUCGGACCACUGCCCUGUAGUGGCUGAGUUUUAUGCAGACGUGGCCCCUAAGGAGCUGAGCAGACCCGGUAUGACGGUGGUGGACAGAGGAGACAUAAUGCCCAAACAUGAGCGGUGACGACGUCCACAGCAGUGAAUGGCAUCAGAGUGACUGUGGGUCCUGAUUGGGUGUCGGUUUGCUGUCGAGCAAAGAGUUUCCUAAUGAAUGUGAAGAAGUGCCAAGAUUGCCUUUUGGGUGUCACUUUAUCACUAUUUAAUAGUAACCGGUGAGAUAUAGAGCCAUAAAAAUGUCCAGAUAAAUAUACUGUAUAUAAGAUGUACUUUAAACAGAAAUGUGCCAAACAUUUUCUAUAUAUAAAAUAAAGACUUGUUAAAUGUUC